Molecule: messenger RNA, 1440 nt
Organism: Cucurbita maxima (winter squash)
Lineage: Eukaryota; Viridiplantae; Streptophyta; Magnoliopsida; Cucurbitales; Cucurbitaceae
Exons: 3
Coding region: 163-918 (251 amino acids)
Source: RefSeq, a predicted model, not a curated record
CGCUUCUUUUAUUCAACACACUUCUUUAAUUGUAUGACAACAAUACUUCAAUGGCGUGCUUGCAAAUCCCGAUGGGCUCUUGGCUAUUAAUAAUACUCUGAGAGGAAGCAAAAAGUCUUGAGAGUUAGAGUUGGUACUUCACAGGAGCUGAGUUCAAGUGGGAUGGAAAGGAAACAUCUUGAAUAUGUGUUGGUUCCGCUUGGUUUUGCGGUGCUGGUGAGCUACCAUCUAUGGUUGGCAGUCACCAUUUACUGGAGACCGAAAAGAACAGUCAUUGGAAUCAACGCCGAAUCCCGCCGGCAAUGGGUCUCCACCAUGAUUUCAGAUCCCAUGAAGAAUGGUGUUCUCGCAGUCCAAAUCAUACGAAACAAUAUCAUGGCUUCCACGCUUAUGGCCACGACAACAAUCACCAUUGGCUCGUUGCUUAGUGCUUUUGUAAGCAGCACAUCAAGUACUGGAAAGUACCAUUACAUUGUACUGUGUUUCCUCGUUGCAUUUCUUUGCAAUGUGCAGUCUAUUCGAUACUAUGCUCAUGCCAGCUUCUUAGUCACUUUGCCUGCUGGUGAAAGCAGAAUGGAUUAUUUUGCUGGAAUCUUGAACCGGGGAAGCUUAUUUUGGUCACUCGGACUGCGAGCUUUCUAUUUUGCAAUUCCUCUCUUCCUCUGGAUCUUUGGACCUCUUUCAAUGUUCUUGAGUUCCUGCCUUAUAACAUUUGUGCUUUACUUCUUGGACUUUACUAGAACUUCCAGCUAUGAUCCUUAUGAAUAUCUGCAAAAGGAAGAAGUGAACAACAAUGACAUUGAAUCUGUUGGUCAAUCAAGGGGAAACAACUUCGCCGUAAGCUCCCGCCUUCACUCUCCUCUACUUGCAAGUUACAGUAUGACCUCCAAUUGCAAUGAUUCUGCAGAUCAAAGCUGAAAAACAUUUUGUUAAACCUUACUCUUUUAAGCUAUUGCUAUUAUUGAGAAUCGAGUUUGGGAAGAGAAUGGAUACACAUUUCCUAUGUUUAGAGUCCAUAGGCAUUGUCUGAAUGUGUGCUAACUGUUUAAACUUUCCUCUCCCUAAACUCGGUUAAGCUGCUAUUUUCUCUCCCUUUGAUCGAGCUGCUAUUUUUCUGUUUUCACUUGAGAAUGACACUCCUGGCUUGACUCAAAAAUAGGUCGCGUCCGCUCUCGUUUAUUCCUAUGGCAGGUAGGCAGCCAGUUGGAAGGGAGUUUGAUCUCUUACUUGGGAGUAUAUAUGUUUGAGUUAUGUUCGGUUGACAAAGGACUAGAAUAUAAACUAUGUAUAGAUGUUUUAUCCUAUGAAAUGUUAUGUAAACCAUGAUUGAUAUCGAUAUCAAACUACCAUUCAUCUCGUCUUAUAGCUAUUGAGUUUGUGUGGAGUCUCGUUAAGGGUCGUUUUCUAUCUCAACCAUAUCAUUAUAAUCAGACACUUCAC